CAUAACCGCUAAGCAGCCGCUUUACACUAAUUAGCCCCCAACACGAUUUACGCGACGUCUCGAAACAGUCGCCACUGAAUGGCUUCCCACAGUCGAGUCGCGAUACUCCAUCAUGUUGGUUCAGAUUCUCAUCAUGAUGUACCUCGCUACCUGCCUCGUGUUUUACGUAGCUCACGUUAUAGACUAUUAUUUAACCGUGCUUUAAUUGACUUUUUAAGUGUCAUGUGGUUGGUGACAGUUUGGAGGUUCAAGCGGCUUGAUGAGGACGAAGCGACGACAUCCGGUCUGACGGACGGCGCGCAGGGCGACGUGCAGAACCGCGUCAUCUUCGUCAACCGACCGCAGCCACAGAAGUUUCUCUCCAACAAAGUGUCCACCGCCAAAUACAGCGUGGCGUCGUUUUUGCCGCUGUUCCUGUUCGAGCAGUUCCGGCGCUACUCCAACUGCUUCUUCCUGCUGAUAGCGCUGCUGCAGCAGAUCCCCGACGUGUCUCCCACUGGCCGGUGGACGACGUUAACACCGCUCUUCUUCAUUCUAUUCGUGUCCGCCGUCAAGGAGAUCCUCGAGGACUUUAAACGACACCGUGCCGAUGACGAAACGAACAACCGGCGCUGCGAUGUGCUUCGCCAAGGUCGCUGGAUGUCGCUACGCUGGUCCGAGCUGCUCGUCGGAGACAUCGUCAAAGUGCUCAACAACCAGUUCUACCCCGCUGACCUGGUGCUGCUGGCCACCAGCGAACCUCAAGGGAUCGCGUUCAUCGAGACAUCGAACCUGGACGGCGAGACCAACCUGAAGAUCCGGCAGGCGUCGCCGGAGACGGUCCGGCUCGAGGACGCCGACGCGCUGGCCACGUUCGCGGCCACCAUACAGUGCGAGCCCCCCAACAGGCAUCUCUACGAGUUCAACGGGCUACUUAAGGAGGCCAAUUCCAAGACGAUUCCGCUGGGGCUGGAGCAGAUGAUGCUGCGCGGCUCCAUGCAGCGGAACACGGCGUGGCUGUACGGCGUCGUGGUGUACACGGGCCACGAGACCAAGCUCAUGAAGAACUCCACCAAAGCACCCUUGAAGCGAUCAUCGAUAGACAAGCAGACGAACACACAGAUCCUGAUGUUGUUCAUCCUGCUGCUGGUGCUGUCCGUGGUGAGCGCGGCCUUCAACGAGCUCUGGCUGCACCGCCGCGGGAACAAGGACUGGUACAUAUCGCUCAAGGACGCGGUGAACCUAAACUUCGGUUUUAACUUUUUGACAUUUUUAAUAUUGUACAACAAUCUUAUACCCAUAUCAUUACAAGUCACUGCUGAAAUAGUUAGGUUUUUCCAAGCGAAGUUCAUAGCGUUGGACAGCGAGAUGUACCACGCACCCACUGACACACCAGCGCAGGCGCGCACCUCCAACCUCAACGAGGAACUCGGCAUGGUCAAGUACAUCUUCAGUGAUAAGACCGGCACCCUCACCGCCAACAUCAUGGAGUUCCACAAGUGUUCCAUCGCUGAGAUAAUGUACAACCGUCCAGGCCCCAACGAGCCGCUGGAGCAAACGCAGCUAUACCAGAACCUGUUACGGAACCACCCCACAAGUCCCGUCAUACGGGAGUUCCUCACCAUGCUGGCCAUCUGCCACACCGUCAUACCCGAGCAAGAUGACGGCAAGGUCAACUACCACGCCGCCUCGCCAGAUGAACGCGCGCUAGUGCUGGGCGCGGCGAUGUACGGCUACGUGUUCACGACGCGAACACCGAAGACAGUCACCAUCGAUGUGGGCGGCGAGUCACUCACGUUCCAGGUGCUCAACGUCAUCGACUUCACAUCCGCGAGGAAGCGCAUGUCGCUCAUCGUGCGCAUGCCCACAGGCGAAAUAAAGCUAUACUGCAAGGGAGCGGACUCCGUGAUCUACACACGUUUAGCGCGCGGCCCCGAGCAGGCCGUGUUCGGCGCCGCCACGUUGGCCCACCUCGAGGCCUUCGCGGUCGAGGGGCUGCGGACCCUCGUGUUCGCCGUGGCCGACAUAUCUCCAGCUGUGUACGAGGAAUGGGCGAACACGUACCACAAGGCGAGCGUGGCCAUCCAGAACCGCGAGGAGAAGAUCGAGGAGGCAGCUAACCUCAUCGAGACCAACCUGCGCCUGCUGGGCGCCACCGCCAUCGAGGACAAGCUGCAGGACGGCGUGCCAGAGACGAUAGCGGCGUUGCUUAAAGCAAACAUCAACGUGUGGGUGUUGACGGGGGACAAACAGGAAACCGCCAUCAACAUCGCGCACUCGGCGCAGCUCAUCAACGCCAACAUGCCGCUCAUGAUCCUCAACGAGGACAGUUUGGAUGCCACACGAGAGAUUAUCGCUCGUCAUUCAGCCGACUUCGGCGAGAACCUCCGCAAGCAGAACGAAGUAGCCCUCAUCGUGGAUGGCAAGACGCUCACCUACGCCAUGGGCUGCGACCUGAAGAAGGACUUCCUGGACCUCUGCAUCUCCUGCAAGGUGGUCGUUUGCUGCCGCGUCUCGCCCAUACAGAAGGCGGAGGUGGUGGAGAUGGUGUCGUCGGCGACGGGAGCAGUGACCCUGGCCAUCGGCGACGGCGCCAACGACGUGGCCAUGAUACAGCGCGCCAGCGUCGGCGUCGGCAUCUCCGGCGUCGAGGGGCUGCAGGCCGUCUGCGCCUCCGACUACAGCAUCGCGCAGUUCCGUUUCCUGCUGCGGCUGCUGCUGGUGCACGGCGCCUGGAACUACUCGCGCAUCAGCAAGCUGAUCCUGUACUCUUUCUACAAGAACAUCUGCCUCUACGUCAUAGAGCUCUGGUUCGCCAUGUACUCGGCCUGGUCGGGCCAGAUCCUGUUCGAGCGGUGGUCGAUAGGUUUCUACAACGUGAUCUUCACGGCGUUGCCGCCUUUCGCCAUCGGCCUCUUCGACAAGCUGUGUUCACCAGAAAUCAUGAUCAGGCACCCGGUUCUGUACCUGCCGUCGCAGCAAGGCCUGCUGUUCAACGUACGAGUGUUCUGGGUGUGGAUGGUCAACUCCCUGAUCCACUCCGUUCUGCUGUUCUGGCUGCCGGUGCUCAUGACCGAGCAGCACGUGCUGUGGCCCCACGGGAAGGACGGAGGGUACCUGGUGCUCGGCAACAUCGUCUACACGUACGUGGUACUAACGGUGUGCCUAAAGGCCGGGCUGUCCACGCACUCGUGGACGUGGGUCACUCACGUCGGCAUCUGGGGCUCGCUGGCCAUGUGGUUCCUGUUCAUCCUCAUCUACAGUAACAUCUACCCAGUGGUGCUGAUCGGCAGCGUGAUGCGCGGUAUGGACCGGAUGGUGUUCACCUCCGCUGUGUUUUGGCUCGGGCUGGUCCUCAUCCCCGUGGCUACCCUCGCUCCCGACCUGCUCGUCACUGUCAUCCACAACAGCGCGUUCAAGUCGAUGACGGAGGCGGUGCGCGAGAGCGAGAUCAAGCAGCGCGACCCCGCAGACCUGCUCGACCAGCCGCGACUCUCCGUGGCGGAUACGCGGCACGCCUUGGUCAGACUGGCGCAGUCCUCACGGAAACGGCGCGGCUGCUCCAGAACGUGCGCAGCGUCUUCAGCCGCCGCACCACGCGCGUCAACCUCGAGCUUGAGCUGUCGCAUGGGUUCGCGUUCUCGCAAGAGGAAGGCGGGAGCGUGUCGCAGUCGGACGUCAUUCGCGCGUACGAUACCAGGCGGCCGAGGACACGCCGCUCCUGAAGCUAGGCGCGGCAGGCGACGCGCCGCUAAACUGCCGCGAGGCAGACGCGCCGCUCCUAAGCUGCUGCGCGGACGUCGCGCCGCUACAUUGGCGCGAGGCAACCGACGGCGACGCCGAGAGCUGACGCCCCGAGCGGCACGCGCCGCGACACAACCUCGUACAAACUCUGUUGCUUUCCGUUUCACAAGACAAACGUCCUAUCUAUGUUUCCAAUUUACGUUUUUUAGCUAUUUUAAGGUUGUUGUAGGUUAGAAAGGAUUGAAGGUUUAUUUUCAAUCACCUCUACUUACAAAAUUGAAACCGAACCGAACUCUGGACCCCAUUGGAAAUAAUUUUGUAAUCCUAACCAAAUAACGAUUUCAGAAAACAGUUAUUUGUGCAACAGAGAGCAAAGUUAGUUUUUACUGCGAGGCUCAAAACAGAAUAAAUACAAUAUGACACCAAACUACCCCUAAAUACUUUUAUAAAUUACGCAAAAUUUAAAAACAACCCUAUUUUAGUCCUCCUUAAACUCCCGAUCCCACUACAGCCCAGUUCCCCACAGUUCCCAUGCCCGUUUUCGUCCCUAUCCUCCUUUUAUCGUUCCUUUUCCUGUUAUCAUUACCAUUCCCGUUGCCUUUCCCGUUCUCAUUACCAUUCCCGUUCCCUUUAUCGUUUUCAUCCCCAUCCCUUCCCUCCCAUCCCCUUCCUUUCCAUUCCUUUAAUUCCUACUCCAAUUCCCACACCCAGCUCGAGUCCCAGCGUAAGUCCAACUUGCGCCCAGUCUCUGUGUCAGUCCCAGUCGGAGUCAAGUGGAAACCAAAUGAUUAUUGGAUGAGUCCAAGUAGUUAGUUGAAAUUUGUAUUAUUAGACUCCGUGCUCUGAACUGCCAUUCUAAAUGCAUGGUCAUUUUGUCUAACUCUCGCAGCAAAAUCGUAUUUUUCUCACUAUUUUUAAGCAUCAAAGCAAGGCGAUAAAUACUUUCUGACGUAUGAAAAUCUUUGAAAGAUUGUUUAAGUUUGAUGUUAAGAAAAUUUAUUGGUAAUAACGUGUCACAAGCUCUAUUAUAGUUUUUACACAGUAGUUGACUAAUAACUAUGGAUGUAUUUAUGGAACUGUACACUAUACUUAAGGGUGCGUUUGUAUAAACGCCACUUGCACCAUCCCACUAACCCGGGUUAACCGGUUAAACCUGGAGUUACCAUUGUUACCAGUACAAUUUGACACUGUGUUAACGGUUUAACCGCUUAACCCCGGGUUAGUGGGAUGGUGCAAGGGGCGCUUAGAGAUGUAUUUUAUGUAGGGUAGUGUUGAAAGUGUCCGCGUGUGCUCGGAGCGGAAUUCGAACUUUAAAUUUUGAAUGUAAUUUGAUUACCUAGCACUACUCUCAGUGGCCUCAGUGCUGCUCACUUGCACCAACAUAUAGCUGUGAGCAAUAGAAUAGCAGUCAAUUAGAAAAUGAAAAUGAAGGGAAAACCAUAUUGGAAUUAUUUUUUAUUAUUUUUCUGCAUUAAGUAGGUACCUACUUAACGUUAGUUCAAAAUUAACUGUAAACAUUACUAAAUAAAAAUGUAACAAAGAAUAAUAAUCAUGAAAGCCGGCUUGUUUACCACCUAGCUUCAAAUCUUGUAAAACUAGAAGAACCAAUGAAAAAUAUACAAUUGUGUACAAUUAUUUCAAUUUAGUAUCAUGUCCAUUAUUUUCAAUCGAAGCUUUAGGUACACCCAUCAAAUCCAGAAAAUAUGAAACUUCAAUAAGAUGAUCUUUCUCGCAGUGUAAUCUGUUCUGCUUGAGGCUCUGGUGAUAGUGCUGACCACGACAAACCAUUACUAUGUAUUACCUAUUAUUUUCAUAAAUAAACAUACUCUGUACAAGUGCGCUAGAGAUGCACUGCGAAUAAUAUCAAAUCGAUAUCAGAUUUUUUAAAGUUUGAUUGCCGCUUUAGGUACCACUUAUAUGAAUAUGCUUUUCAAACAAUAAAUUAAAAGCACGCAUAAUAUUAAAUUCGUCGUCUAUCUAUAGAUAAUGACGCUUAUUCUAUGAUGCAGUUUUGUCAGCUUAGGACUAGGUUUCUCGUUUUUUGAGUUGAUUCGUUGGGUCAUACAGAGAUUUAAUGUACCUACUAAAUUUGUAUUUAAUACCCUAAAAAUUGUUUACUAUUCAGUUAAAUACAUUAAUAAUACAAAUGUCAUCAAUUUUAAUAUUCCCGAAAACUACUUCGGGAUAGCUUUUGGGCAAUGAAAAAAACCAUCAGAAAAUGCUCCUUAACUUUUAUUUUCUAUCGUGUAUGACCCAGAUUAUGUACCUACAAGUGAUUAUGACGCUGCUUAAUAUGUAUAAGUUACAUUUCAAGUUUAUCUUAGGCCAAAAAUAACAAUAUUUUGAGGGCUUUGCUCUAUCUCUCAUAGAUCUGUUAGAUUUUUUUACUGUUUUGCAUGUUUCAUUGUGUGCCUACAAGUACAUGUACAAUAAAUGUUUUAUUGUUAUAAGUACAAUCGCAUUGUACAAUUAUUUUUCUAACUGUAUUAAGAAUGAUUUACUUUAAUUAUUGUUAAUUUUACUAAUUUAUUGAAGUGCUUUAACUGUAGGUAUAGAGUAGGUAAGUACAAUAUAGAUAAUUAAUGUGAGCGUGGCCUACUUCGACAAAUCUCCAAUAUAAAUUGUUCUUUUUUGUACUGUAGUUAUUUAUAAGCCGCAGCUUUUAUUGAUGUAAUUCAAAGUAUUUAUUCUUGUAUAAUGUAUUUGGCCCUUAGUCGAGUACAAGGUGGGCGUAGUGUUUAUUAAGUCAAUUUAAAAGCAUCGAUCACCUUAUAUAUCGGUGUAAGUUACUGCCAUCAUUUAAAGCCAGGGGAGAAAGGUGGUCGAUUCACGGUGGCCAAGCAUCUGUUAACUAACGAAAAAGGUUCUAUGAAAUUGCCAAUGUAUUAGUAUGAAAUUAGUAUACAUACUUACAAAAGUUAAAGUUACAACGAUGUUACACAUUAUAGGGAGCCUGGCAUGUGUCUUCUGCCGCCUAUUUCUAUUGCAUCAUUCACUGUUUUCAAUCCUACGAGCACGUAUUUUAGAACUAUCGAUACCUUGGAAAUAUUAGCCUCUUAGAUAUUCCCUACCAAAAAUAAAUUUAUUUCAUAUAGCUUUUCAAAUUCAAAUCUAAAUAAUGACUAAAAUAAAGUAAGGGAAAAUUAGUGAUACAAUUUUUUGGCACUAGAUUCUGUCGGACUUUAGAGCACUGCGUUUUACUGUAGCGUUGCGAGACGUAUCGAGAAUGCGAGUGGAUCACUACUACUGACAUUAUAUAUUGUGAUAUGUAAACAUGGCGAAGCGAAUUUUCUGAGUCUUUACAAAGUCGACUGCUAGUGAUUUUUGGACGACUUACAAUACUAAUAUUUAUCAUAUUACUAUACUAUAUUAUACAUACAUACCUCUAACAUUUUAUUAUUGUUAACUGUUAUCUUGGAUAAGAAACGAGGCGACGGGGCGCGGUGCUUGCUUUCUCAUUUUCUCUAGGUCAAAACUCAACACAUAUAGGCUUAGAGGUCGAAUUGCAAUAGAAAAAUCCAUCUAUAUAAAUCUGUUUAUUCAAUUCUAUUCAAUUAUUUAUUAUUUUUAUAUUAUUCAUCCUAUAUACGUCCCACUACUGAACACAGGCCUCCUCUUAGAUAUUCAAUUUUCACUUGUAGAAAUUACAGAUUGCCUCAAGAACCUUUUUUGGGCACCAAAAAAAAAAUUCUUUAAAAAUUUAUAGGUUGGUUUAGACCCGCUACCCUGCAGCCAGACUUGUAGUGCUGAGGUAGGGUAAGAUAGGAGAAGCAUCAAGUAAAUUUUCAGCUUGCCUCAAGGACCUACUCCAAAUUUCCACCAGCUCUCGGACCAUCUCAUGCGCGAGAGGGCUUGGGCUAUCCCCACGCUAGCCCAAUUCGGCUUGGGGACUUCACAUACACCUUUGAAUUUCUUCGCAGAUGUAGGUAUGGUUUCCUCACGAUGUUUUUCUCCACAGAAAAUCUAGUGGUAAAUAUUAAAUGAUAUUUCGUACAUAAGGUACGUGGGACCAAUGUGAAUGUCAUUUUCUGAUAAAAAUCAUGUGAAUUAUGAAUAAUUGUUAUUAGUUGUUGCAAUAAUGUGAUACGUAGGGCUUUCAACGUUAUGUAAAAGUCUAUAUCAGAUCUUGGAGCACCCCGCCCCGUCGUCGCCGGUUUUAUUUAACUUAAGCAAACAUGUGAAUGUAACAGGAAUAUAUUAUUUGUUCUCGUUCUUA
This is a messenger RNA of Cydia strobilella, 7939 nucleotides long. RefSeq names its product probable phospholipid-transporting ATPase IA (gene ATP8A). NCBI's taxonomy places the organism in Eukaryota, Metazoa, Arthropoda, Insecta, Lepidoptera, Tortricidae. The transcript is spliced from 25 exons. The coding region runs from base 79 to 3957 and encodes 1292 amino acids. The record is from RefSeq and is a predicted model, not a curated record. Gene Ontology annotation, biological process: phospholipid translocation. Gene Ontology annotation, molecular function: ATPase-coupled intramembrane lipid carrier activity; ATP hydrolysis activity; magnesium ion binding. Gene Ontology annotation, cellular component: plasma membrane.